Messenger RNA from Dalotia coriaria, 1854 nucleotides. It is a transcript of the gene APP-BP1, whose product is annotated as Nedd8-activating enzyme E1 regulatory subunit APP-BP1. Gene Ontology annotation, cellular component: cytoplasm. The transcript is spliced from 5 exons. Gene Ontology annotation, biological process: protein neddylation. The record is from RefSeq and is a predicted model, not a curated record. Bases 158 to 1750 code for a protein of 530 amino acids. Gene Ontology annotation, molecular function: NEDD8 activating enzyme activity. Lineage: Eukaryota; Metazoa; Arthropoda; Insecta; Coleoptera; Staphylinidae.
AAAUUGUAUGUCAUGAGUUUGUGUCAAACACCGAUCGCAACAACCGGGGUUUUGUUCAUAGCAAACUCGAUUUAUAUUAAAAUUAGUUAUAUAUUAACUGUAAAACCAAAGUGAAUUUAUAGUUUUUAGUAGUGUUUAUGUGAUUCUCCAUAGAAUAAUGUCUUCGCCAGCGCCAAAGUCUCCAGAACAAAAUGAAAAGACACGAAGAUAUGAUAGACAAUUGCGAUUGUGGGGUGAUCAUGGACAACAACUGUUAGAAAACGCCAAGGUGUGUCUAAUCAAUGCUAAUGCACUGGGCACUGAAAUACUCAAAUCACUUGUUCUGCCUGGCAUCGGAGCAUUCACAAUUAUUGAUGGAGAGAAAGUCACACAGGAAGAUAUUGGUUCUAAUUUCUUUUUAGAUUCUGAAUCAGUAGGAACAUCUAGAGCACAAGCAGCAACUCAGAGUCUGAUUGAAUUAAAUCAAGAAGUUGUUGGUGAUUAUAUCGAUGAGUCUUUGGAAAAUGUCAUGGCACAGAAUCAGGAUUUUCUAGGUAGUUUCACAGUUGUAAUCGCAUCUUGCCUUCCAGAAAAAAUGUUGAUUCCCUUAUCAAAGCAACUAUGGGAAGCUGGUAUUCCUUUAAUAUCAUGUAGAAGUAUAGGUUUCUUGGGUUACAUUCGCCUACAAGUUCGGGAACACACCGUUAUCGAAACGCAUCCAGAUAAUGAAAAUCCCGAUCUACGUUUGGAGAAUCCCUGGCCUGCUCUGAAAGAACACUUGGAUAAAAUCGACAUAAGUACAUUGGAUAAAAAAGAAAGGAGUCAUGUCCCAGCUGUGGUGAUUUUAUAUUAUUAUUUAAAAAAGUUUCACAAUCAACACGGUCAUUAUCCAAUUACAAGACAAGAGAAAAACGAGCUGCGACAAAUGAUUCUCAAGAAUAAUUUCGAAGAAGAAUUUAACUUAGAAGAAAAUUUCAAAGAGGCAUCACAGUUUGUAAACACUGCCAUUGGUCAGGCUAAAAUUCCAGCAUCUAUUCAAGCAAUUUUCGAUGAUGAACAAUGUUCAAAUUUAACAGAAAAUAGUCCAUCAUUUUGGAUAAUGACCUCUGCACUUCGUGAGUUAGUCCAGAGUGAAGGACAACUGCCAUUACGCGGAUCUCUUCCUGACAUGGCCGCUGACACUACAAGUUAUGUUGCUCUUCAACAACUCUACCAAAAACGAGCACAAGAACAAGUCGAAGCAGUGCACCGUCGUGUCACACAGAUUCUACGCAACCUCAACCAACCAGCGGACGCAAUAACCGAAGCAGAAGUUAAACUUUUCUGCAAACACGCUAAUCAGCUUUAUGUAGUCCGCGGAACGUGCAUCGCAGACGAAUAUCAGCGAAAUUCAGUUGACAUGGGUUCAUAUCUAGAAGAUCCUGAUAGUCUCAUAAUGUAUUACGUAAUUUUACGAGGUUUGGAUCGGUUUGUAAGUGAAUUUAACGUAUAUCCCGGCCAGUUUGACGACCAGGUCGAACCGGAUGUGUUAAAACUCAAGUCAACCAUUGGUAAGUUGCUCACUGAAUGGGGCUGUGCGCCAAUUUAUCGCGAUGAACGUGUACACGAAGUGUGCCGUUAUGGCGGCGCUGAAUUACAUUCGAUUUCAUCGACUCUCGCAGGCUGCGCGGCGCAUGAGAUAAUCAAACUGAUCACGCAUCAGUAUAAACCGUUAAACAAUACGUUUAUCUACGACGCCAUCACUUCUUCGUCGGCUACGUUCGUUUUAUAAAUAACACGAGAUUUGAAACAAAAAUAUAUUUACAGACAGAAUAGACGAAGAGACAACCACUAGUGUAAUUGUUUUCUAUUUAAUUAAAAUAGUAAAACUUGGAA